Molecule: messenger RNA, 642 nt
Organism: Cyphellophora europaea CBS 101466
Lineage: Eukaryota; Fungi; Ascomycota; Eurotiomycetes; Chaetothyriales; Cyphellophoraceae
Exons: 2
Coding region: 1-642 (213 amino acids)
Source: RefSeq, a predicted model, not a curated record
AUGCGCAUCCCGCCUCCUCUCCUCGCCUUCCUGACCGCCGCCCUCCUCAGCACAAACGCCCUCUCCGCCCGCCUCUCCGCAACCUCCUUCUGCAAAUGCGUCUGCUUCAACAACAGCACCAUCAUCGCGCUCAACCCACCCGAUAACAGUAAAUCCUCGCACUCGUCCCUCAAAUUCUCGCGCACCGUCCCCGCGUUGGCCCCCCGGGCGCCGGCUGACGAGAAAACCGAAGACAACCCGAAUAACGACGAGGAGGCGAAGAAAGAUGCCACACACCACCACAAACCUACCUGCGCCGACUGCAACCGCGCGUUCUGCCUCUCGCAGGGCCUCAAGAUCUGCGAGGCUGCAAAGGAGGAGGACGUGUUCGCGACGUGCUUUCAACGAGACUCUCUAAAAGACGAGCUAGUGGUGAUACUCUUCGUAGCCUGCACGGGCGGGCUCCUGGCUUGGGCGCUGGUGAAGCCGUGGGUGCAUCGCGUGCGGGCGAAGGGCGUCCCACCAGCAGUACCCUCCUCGCGGCCGCGACAAGGAAUACCCACCGUUGCAAGUGGCGGUUCUCGAAGGAGGCCGGGCUCAGGCGCGACGAGAAUACGAGACGCUGAGGAAGAGGACGAGGAGCUGCUACAGCCUACACGAUGA